Molecule: messenger RNA, 597 nt
Organism: Talaromyces rugulosus
Lineage: Eukaryota; Fungi; Ascomycota; Eurotiomycetes; Eurotiales; Trichocomaceae
Exons: 2
Coding region: 1-597 (198 amino acids)
Cellular component (GO): mitochondrial intermembrane space; mitochondrion
Source: RefSeq, a predicted model, not a curated record
AUGUCAAAGCCUUUGCCAGUCAGCUCGCCAUCUUUAAGCCCACAGUUUUGUUUUAAUGAGCGAGUGCUGCGAGACUUCCUCCGUUUGUCACGCACAACCAUUGACGAUUCGAUUACACAAAACCUAAAUGCCUUGUUAAGACCAUCCCGGGAAGGAUUUGACCCAUCAUCGACCGAUGUAAGACAGCUGGACGCAACCGAAAGGCGGAGACUCUCCAGCGAGGCGUGCGGCUCUUUCAAAAAUGACAUCCUGUUUCCCUCAUGGCAAACGAGAUCAGAUGUUCUCAACUAUUGUGCGUCAGUCGCUACAAGUCCGGACCCCGAAGAUCCGGAUAUCAUCGCGCGACAAGUAGAGUCUACGAAAGAACAAGAACGGGUUGUGAAUGACCGUUUGGAUCCGUACUCUAGUCGAUAUUUUCCCCGGGAGGCUCGCACUGAAUCCCUCGCGAAUCUUGUUCGAAAUGAACGAAGUGUGGAACAAAUCAUCCGAACACGAACUUGGGGUGUCGUUGCUGAACGAUGCGACGCUACUGGGUCAUGGGAGGAUGCGCUUGAUCGGUGGCGAGAACAAAAGCAUAUACAAAGACAGACGUCUUAG